GUCGCUGCGUCAUCAAUCUUCCAUAUCUGAGAAUAACCGAUGGUACUAGAUCCGCCGGGGGUCAAAUUCUCUGAUUUGGUCUGGUUCGAGCUCAAGUUUCCUUCAUCCUGAAUUGGGUCCGUUGGCUUCUCCAUCUAUAGACUUGGCUGGUUCCGUUGUGGUUCGAGCUAUGGCGAAGUCUCAAACAGAUCAGAGGAAUAAGAGACUUGAAGGUGCUAAAACGGUGAUGACAAGUGAAGAGGCGUUUGAGAAUCAUAUGGAGUGAACUUAGACAGACGAGUUUUGUUCCGAUUGGAGCUUACAUUCAAUUAAAUGGGGAGGAAGAGAGUCAUCUACUAUUAUCAUCCCAAUGAUAUGAGAAUGGCUGAAUCUACUCGUAUAAUAGCGAAAUACCCCGACAGAGUUCCCGCUAGAGAGAGUGAUGUUCCUUACAUUGACAAGAAGAAGCUUGUCUCAAACGUACAUAGAGGAAAGACUCAUCAUUUCUGUGGAAGUUUUGCUGUCUCAAGUGAGUGCAGCCCAAGAUAUUGAUGUCUCAAGUGCAGUCUCAAGUCAAGUCUCAAGUGAGUGCAGCUCAAAAUCUAUAUAGAUUAGAAAUUAGGCUGGGCUUAGAUGAGAACAAGUUUGUUAAUUUUGGCACUUGUAAUCUUAGUUUAAGACUUUGACUGAGGCUGUUUUCUUGUAUGGUGUGGAUGAUUUAUGAAAUAUAAUGCUCUGAUUAGG
Molecule: messenger RNA, 723 nt
Organism: Arabidopsis arenosa
Lineage: Eukaryota; Viridiplantae; Streptophyta; Magnoliopsida; Brassicales; Brassicaceae
Source: the annotation of a GenBank genome assembly